AUGGAUAAAGUUUCUGCAUUAAAAGACCAGGGCAACAAGGCGCUGAGUGCGGGAAAUAUUGAUGAAGCGAUCCGCUGCUACACCGAAGCCUUGGCUCUGGAUCCAUCAAACCAUGUGCUGUUUAGUAAUCGCUCUGCUGCCUACGCCAAAAAGGGAAAUUAUGAGAGCGCUCUGCAGGACGCUAUCCAGACCAUCAAGAUUAAGCCUGACUGGGGCAAGGGAUACUCUCGUAAAGCUACAGCUCAGGAGUUUCUGGGUCGGUUAGAGGAUGCUAGACUGACGUACCAGGAGGGACUCCGCAAAGAGCCGAGUAACCAGCAGCUGAAGGAGGGUUUACAGAAUAUUGAAGCCCGGCUUGCAGAAAAAUCUGUGAUGAACCCCUUCGCCAUGCCCAAUUUGUACCAGAAGCUUGAGAAUGAUCCUCGGACCCGGGAGCUUCUGACGGAUCCCAGCUACAGAGAACUGCUGGAGCAGCUCAAGAACAAACCAUCAGAGCUGGGCGCGAAGCUGCAGGAUCCAAGAGUAAUGACUACUCUUUCUGUGCUCCUGGGAUUGAACCUCUCAGAGAUGGAGGAGGAAGAGGAACCUGCUCCUGCUCCUUCUCCUCCCAAACCCAAAGAGACGCCAGCACCUCCUCCCAAAGAGGAAGAUCUCCCUGAAAACAAAAAGAUGGCUUUGAAAGAAAAAGAACUGGGGAACGCGGCGUACAAGAAUAAAGACUUUGAAUUAGCAUUGAAGCAUUAUGACCAAGCGCUUAAGCAUGACCCGACCAACAUGACAUAUAUCUCUAAUCAAGCAGCUGUGUAUUUUGAAAAGGGAGACUUUGAAAAGUGCAGAGAGCUGUGUGAGAAGGCCAUUGAUGUCGGACGAGAAAACAGAGAAGACUACAGACAAAUAGCAAAGGCCCUGGCUCGGAUCGGAAACUCAUACUUUAAACAGGAAAAAUACAAAGAGGCCAUCCAAUACUUCAACAAGAGUUUGACAGAGCACCGGACCCCUGAUGUGCUGAAGAAAUGUCAACAGGCAGAGAAGAUUUUAAAGGAGCAAGAAAAGCUAGCGUAUAUCAACCCUGAGCUGGCGUUAGAAGAGAAGAACAAGGGCAACGAUGCCUUUCAGAAAGGAGACUACCCAUUAGCCAUGAAACAUUACACUGAGGCUAUUAAGAGAAACCCCAACGAUGCCAAGCUGUACAGUAACAGAGCUGCGUGUUACACAAAGCUGUUGGAAUUUCAGCUCGCCCUGAAGGAUUGUGAAGAGUGCAUCAAACUUGAGCCCACUUUCAUCAAAGGCUACACACGUAAAGGAGCUGCCUUGGAGGCUAUGAAAGACUUUUCCAAAGCCAUGGACGCAUACCAGAAGGCGUUAGAGCUGGAUUCGUCAUCCAAGGAAGCCACAGAAGGUAUUCAGCGCUGCAUGGUCAGCCAAACCAUGAGGAACGACAGCCCAGAGGAGGUGAAGAAAAGAGCCAUGGCUGAUCCAGAGGUCCAGCAGAUUAUGUCCGACCCGGCCAUGCGCAUGAUCCUUGAACAGAUGCAGAAGGAUCCACAAGCCCUCAGCGACCACCUAAAGAAUCCAGUCAUCGCUCAGAAGAUACAGAAACUCAUCGAUGUCGGACUGAUAGCCAUCCGUUAAUGUGAAACAAAUCCAUGUAUGUAAAGAAGUUCCGUGACCCGAGUGGAACAACAUGCAGAUUCUUCUGAUCUUUGCCUUCAAGAUUAUAUUGUCCUGACCUGACUGGGACUUUUGUCUGUAUGUUUUUUUUUUUUUUAUCAUUAUUUUUAUUCUUGUUCACAACUUUGGAAUUGUUUUGGGAAAAGGCAUCUGGUAUAUCCUCUGGAAAACUACAGCACUCCAGGCAAGAUCAACUCAGAGUUCUCUUGUAAAGUUGCUGUAAAACAUUAAUAAACAUUAAAAUGCA
Molecule: messenger RNA, 1918 nt
Organism: Cyprinodon variegatus (sheepshead minnow)
Lineage: Eukaryota; Metazoa; Chordata; Actinopteri; Cyprinodontiformes; Cyprinodontidae
Gene: stip1
Product: stress induced phosphoprotein 1
Exons: 14
Coding region: 1-1632 (543 amino acids)
Molecular function (GO): Hsp90 protein binding
Source: RefSeq, a predicted model, not a curated record